This is a messenger RNA of Zea mays, 1015 nucleotides long. RefSeq lists its product as uncharacterized. The record is from RefSeq and is marked validated. Lineage: Eukaryota; Viridiplantae; Streptophyta; Magnoliopsida; Poales; Poaceae.
AAACAUCGUCAUUCUCUCGACAAGAUCCGGACGACAAUGCUGGACAAGGAAGACAGGACGAGAAUGGUCCCCAAGAGCUCAAGCCAGACGAAGACGCUCCUGGCCGCCAUGGAGGAGGAGAGGGCGAGUACAGCCAACCGGCGCUUCCUCUGCAAGGACGACGCCUCCUCCGUCUCCAACCCCUCCUUCCGCGUCUACUACGGCGUCGCCUCCGCGGGGUCGGUGCCAUUCAUGUGGGAGUCCGCGCCGGGCACUCCCAAGCACGCCAUGUCCAGCGCCACCCUCCCGCCCCUCACCCCGCCGCCGUCCUACUACAAGGGCGCGGCCAAGACCAAGUUCGCCAAAUCCCAGUCCUCCAAGAAGCUGCUCUCGUCCAAGCCGCCUAGCAGCUUCGUGCAGAGCAUCCUCCCCAAGCUGCGCAGGAGCCAUACCAUGCCCGUGCCGUCGCGGUCACCGUCGGCGCCGGCGCCGGCGCCGCCCAGAGAGAGCGCGCAGGUGCAGUGUGCCCGGAGCCGGGGGAACCGGCUGCUGCUCGCGAGCCCGCGGUCGUCCUUCUCGUCCAACUCAAGGGGAGACGACGACAACGACGACGAAGAUGCUGGUGCGGCCGCGACGGCGUCGCCGACGUCCACGCUUUGCUUCCGGACCCGGCACUCCCGCAGGGGCACCGGCAGGCUGCACGGGCUUCUAGCGUCCGUGGUCGGAGGAGGGCAAGGUACCGCUGCCUCCUGAUGAUUGAUUAAAACGAAGUUGGGUUGGAUCUUCCAGUUCUUUGGUCUUGGUCACAUCUAUCGAUCUUGGUAGUGUGCUCUGCUAUGGUCGUGCAGUGCGCGACCUAGUCUUGUACACUUAAUUACGAGAUUGAUGAGGGUUUUGUCCUUUACAUACAUGACAUAUGGAGAUGAACAAUACUCCUAUAUAGUAAGGUGUGUAGUGUUUGUAGUAGGAUGGACCCUAAGUACUGUACGUGGUUCUUUUUGUUCGUGCUGAAGCCAAAAAAUAUGUGGAUCCUAUA